Vicia villosa (hairy vetch) is the source of this 1353-nucleotide messenger RNA. RefSeq lists its product as uncharacterized. The record is from RefSeq and is a predicted model, not a curated record. NCBI's taxonomy places the organism in Eukaryota, Viridiplantae, Streptophyta, Magnoliopsida, Fabales, Fabaceae. The transcript has a single exon. The coding region runs from base 1 to 1353 and encodes 450 amino acids.
AUGUCUUUCUAUAGGAUGCCGGUGAGGAUUGUCAAAAUAAUCACCAAACUUCAAAGUGAUUUUUUGUGGGGAGCCUCGGAGAAUAGUAGGAAGAUUCAUUGGGUGGGGUGGAAAAAGCUAUGUCUCCCGUUCGACAAAGGAGGUGUAGGACUCAAGAGGAUGGAUGUUUUUAAUUUUGCUCUUCUCAAUAAAUGGAGGUGGAAGAUUCUUCAUGGUUCGGAUUCUUUUUGGCAUAAUCUCCUUCGUGCUAGAUAUGGCGACAUUCGAUUAAAAGUAUCUACGGGAGGAGACUCUAUGCACGCCGGUUCCUCUUGUUCCACAUGGUGGAAAGAUAUCUUAUCGCUUGGGAAGAAUGUUGCCAAAGACGCUAUUGCGAAUAAUUGUUCCUUUUUGGUAGGAAACGGUUUUACCACUUCCUUUUGUCAUUCUAAAUGGGCUCUUGACACACCUUUGAAGGAUUCCUUUCCUUCUCUUUUCGCAAUGUCUCGCCUUAAGAAUGUUUCGGUAGCUUGUAUGGGGGGUUGGAAUGGUGGCCAAUGGAAGUGGGGGGACUGUGGGUUAUCUCUAGGGGCUACACACAGUCAGAUUUUGGAGGACUUUGACGACAUAUGCAGGGGGCUGGAUUUUACUGUUGUGGCCGGUUCAGCCUCAUCGAGAAUCGGUUUUGUUCACGGCUACGUUAAGGGGGCUGGAAUGGCGCUGGACAGCGGGCCUAACACCACUGAUACAGCCGGUUUUGACAGUGUGGAGGGGCUGUACCGCGUGCUGGCCGGCUCGAUUUUAACGGACACGGGAGGCAAUGAUGUGGUUAAGUGGGAAGCGGAGAAAGAUAGCAUAUUUUCUGUUAAAUCUUGUUUUCUUUUUUAUGUAGACUCUUUUAUUCCUCGUGGUCCGUAUGAGAAGCAUGAUGGAGCUUAUUCUCUUAUUUGGAAGACGAAUACUCCUUUCAAGACCAAAGUGUUUGGUUGGAGAAUUUUGAUCGAUAGGUUACCUACGAAGGAGCUCUUGUUAAAGAGAGGUAUUUCUUUUACAACUUCUUCGUCUAAUUGUGAGUUUUGUGGUAUUGCUCUUGAAUCUUUAGAACACGUCUUUUUCAAGUGUUCUAUCGUAAAGUUAAUUUGGAGGAAAAUAGCGGAGUGGAUUGGUUUGUUGGAUGUAACGGAGGAGGACCCUAAAGGGAGUUUCAUGCUUUGGUAUCAAUUUUGCAAAAGUAUGAAGAUGAAGGAGGGUAGGCUUAGUUGCAUUUGGUUGGCUAUAACUUGGAGCAUAUGGUUAGUUAGGAAUGGUAUUAUUUUUCGGAGGGACGGUUGGAGCGUUCACAACUUGAUUUGGAAUAUUAAGUCGUUAGUUUGA